This is a messenger RNA of Aplosporella prunicola CBS 121167, 1538 nucleotides long. RefSeq lists its product as uncharacterized. Gene Ontology annotation, molecular function: adenylosuccinate synthase activity; GTP binding. Gene Ontology annotation, cellular component: cytoplasm. Gene Ontology annotation, biological process: 'de novo' AMP biosynthetic process; IMP metabolic process. Lineage: Eukaryota; Fungi; Ascomycota; Dothideomycetes; Botryosphaeriales; Aplosporellaceae. The transcript has 3 exons. The coding region runs from base 72 to 1337 and encodes 421 amino acids. The record is from RefSeq and is a predicted model, not a curated record.
AAUCUCAGCAACGACACACCCCCGUGUUUUGCUGCAUCCCCGCCAUUGAUCUCUCCUUCACUGGCGCAACCAUGACCACGACCGUCGUAUGCGGCGCGCAAUGGGGCGACGAGGGCAAAGGCAAGCUCGUCGACAUCCUUUGCUCCGACGCUGAGUUGUGCUGCCGCGCUCAGGGCGGCAACAACGCCGGUCACACCAUCGUCGCCAACGGCAUCACCUACGACUUCCACAUCCUUCCCUCCGGUCUCGUCAACCCCAAGUGCACCAACCUCGUUGGCUCCGGCUGCGUCGUUCACGUCCCCUCGUUCUUCAAGGAGCUCGAAGCUCUCGAGAAGCACGGGCUCGACACCAAGGACCGCAUCUUCAUCUCGGACCGCGCGCAUGUCGUCUUCGACCUCCACCAGCUCGUCGAUGGCCUUGAGGAAGUUGAGCUGGGCUCCGGCCUCAUCGGCACCACCAAGAAGGGCAUUGGCCCAACUUACAGCACCAAGAUGUCCCGUAGCGGUGUGCGCGUAUGCGACAUUUUCGACCAAGAGAAACUGGAGUUGAAGAUGCGCAGGCUAGCGGCAGGCUUCCAGAAGCGCUACGGUGACCUGCUGAAGUAUGAUGUGGAUGACGAGAUCAGACGCUACAAGGAGUACAGCGAGCGCCUGAGGCCUUUCGUCAUCGACCAGGUUCCGCUGCUCAAGUCGGCCAAGCAGGGCAAGAGGAACAUCCUUGUCGAGGGCGCCAACGCGCUCAUGCUCGAUAUCGAUGCCGGCUCCUACCCCUUCGUUACGUCCUCCAACACCGGUCUCGGCGGCGUUCUGACCGGCCUUCCUCUGGGCUGGCGGGCGAUACACGAGGUGGUCGGCGUGGUGAAGGCGUACACGACGCGUGUGGGCAGCGGGCCCUUCCCGACGGAACAGCUGAACGCAGAGGGCGAGAAGCUCCAGGUCGUUGGACGCGAGUUUGGCGUGACGACGGGACGCAAGCGGCGCUGCGGCUGGCUCGACCUUGUCGUCGUGCGCUACAGCCACGAUGUCAACGACUACACCGCCAUGAACCUGACCAAGCUCGAUAUUCUUGACGACUUUGAGACAAUCAAGGUCGCGACGGCGUACCGCUACAAGGGCGAGACGCUUGAGUCGUUCCCGGCAAACCUCGACAUCCUUGACCACGUCGAGGUUGUCUACAAGGAGUUCCCGGGCUGGAAGACCAGCACUACCGGCGCCAAGACCUUUGAGCAGCUCCCCGAGAACGCGCGCAAGUACAUUGAGUUUAUCGAGGAGUUCACGGGCAUCAAGGUCAAGUACAUUGGCACUGGCCCUGCCAGGGAGGCCAUGAUCAUCAGGUAAGCAAGCGAGUGAGGGUUGUGGUGUAAAGAGCAUGGGUUUCUGUAUAGACGGAGGGAGUGUAUUUUUGCAUCAAGGCAGAGGACUAGUCAGGCCAGGGCCGGCAUUUGCAUCGGGCGGGGUUUCUCUCCUGAUAUAGAACCGAAUAGAGUGUUAGUUGUAGAUGGAUAGGUGGAUGGAUGUGACUGGCUGACCGGCCCGACC